Molecule: messenger RNA, 3021 nt
Organism: Diuraphis noxia (Russian wheat aphid)
Lineage: Eukaryota; Metazoa; Arthropoda; Insecta; Hemiptera; Aphididae
Gene: ca
Product: RCC1 and BTB domain containing protein claret
Molecular function (GO): protein binding
Source: RefSeq, a predicted model, not a curated record
AAUAAAAAUCGUUCAUCAACCAAUAAAAAAAAAAGGUGUGAUCGACAACAUAGCCGAAAAGAUAAUACUGUUUCUGAAUUGUGUGCAAUAGUUACUAAUUGUAAAUUAUAUUAUUUGAAUUUAAGUAUUAAACCAGAAGAGAUAAUAUUUAAAAAUGUUAUGAAUGGUGCAUUAGAACAUGCAAAUMAUUUGUCAGAAGCGUUUGAUGUUGAUAUACGACCUAUAUUGGAAAGAGCUGCUGAUCAACAGCUUAGUGCCAGAAAAUUUGAAGAAGCUACUCAACUUUAUCGACUGUCAAAGACAAAUCCAUUAAAACGUGUUCUUAGAUUAGCUUCUUCUGGAAAUACAGACAAAGUUGUUCUUUUUGUGAGUACACUUUUAGAACAAGCCCAUCCAAGAGAUCUCACUGCUUUGGAAAGAUUACAUAUUUCAAAUUUAGCUGUAAUGAGCUAUACAGAGCAAUUAUUACGUGCUACCAGUCGAGAAAAGACAAGACUCGAAGCAAAAUUUUUGCGUUUAUUGUCAGAAAAUAAUCAUUAUGAUGAAGUUUUAUGCGUUAAUAUUGUUGGCCAAAGUCGUUUAUGCAAUGUGUUAAGAUUUUUAGCAGUUGAAAGAGGAUUGCACAAUGAAGUUAUUACAGUCUUAGUCAGUUUAAUGAAUCAACAAUCUACUGAUAGUCAAUACUUGCACUUAACUGAAGGAUUUUGGGAUUUGGUGUCAGAAUCAAUUUUUACAGAAGUGUUGGUUGCCUGUAAUAAAUUUACAACACUUCAUUCUAAAUUUGUACAAGCAAAUUUGCAUAAUGUGUCUCAAGAUGUUCUUUUAAAACUUAAAACACUUUAUGACCCAACCAACCCAGCUUUACGACCAAUAUUACGUAAGGUAUUUCAAUUAAAAAGUGAAACUGAGUCUAUAUCCGAACAAGAUGAUAACCUUAAUUAUUCCAUUAAAGAAUGGUUAACCACUUAUCUAAUGAUAAUAUCCAGACUAUCUUCAAAUCAAUAUUCAGAUAAUUUUGUAGAAUCGGUAUCAUAUUGUCACCAACCUAUUUCUAAUGUCUUCGAUUCUGAAAAUGAGAUAGAACACAAGUCUAGUCUUGGAGCUGGUUGGGCUCAUGCUGCUCAUAUACGUAACCAUAAACUAUAUACAUGGGGACAUUCAUCAUACGGUUGUUUGGGUGUUGGACCACAUAUGACUAAAACUGCUACUCCAAAUCCAGUCUCUUGGUUUGUUUACAUACGUGUUGAAGUUAUUCAAGUUGCAUGUGGUCGAAAUCAUUCAAUAGCUCUUACUACAAAUGGAGUAUAUUCUUGGGGAUCAAAUCAUUAUGGUCAAUUGGGUACUGGCCGACGUGGUCAAGCUCCAUAUCCGAUGUUAGUGGAUAGUUUAGCAAAUGAGUUGAUCGUUAGUGUUUCGGCUGGCCAAUAUCAUUCUUUAGCCAUUUCUGCUAGUGGAAAAUUGUGGACAUGGGGUUGGGGUGUUUAUGGUCAACUUGGUCACGGAGCUAUUGAUGAUUGUGAAAAACCAAAACUAUUGAAGGCCUUAGAAAAUGAAAAUAUUAUUAGUGCAUACGGAGGUUAUUCACAUAGUAUUAUUCUUACGAGCAAUGGAAAAGUAUUCACUUUUGGUUCUGGUUCAUUUGGUCAAUUAGGUAAUGGUAGCACAACAAAAAUUACUAGUCCAGUUCCAGUAUAUGGACUUCCUGAACCAAUCAAGAGUAUUUAUACAGCAUAUUUUCAUAAUUUAGCCUUAAGUGAUGUUGGUCGUUUAUAUACAUGGGGUAGUAGUCCACAAGUACUUCGAUUUCAUGCUCAAUCACAAAAACGAGCUAGAAAUCAACUCGUCUUAAAUGAGGGUGAUCAAGUGGAUGAUGCAGAAAUUGAUGCAUUAACUGCUGAUGAUGGCUUAUUACAUUUAAGUCCAACACUUGUGGAUACUUCUCAUAUUUCUGGAGACAUAUUUCAAAUGUGUUGUGGUUGUCACCAUUCAGCUGUGAUUAGUACAACGGGACAAUUAUAUACUUGGGGACUUAAUUUAGAUGGACAAUUAGGUGUAUCAAAUAUACGUGAGAGACUCAUUCCAACUAUAACAUUAGUUGGUCCACCUUCAGUUAUAGUAGACUCAUCAUCAACUAGUGGCUCACUAAUAAAAGAAGUUAGGUGUGGAGCUGAUUUUACAUUAGCUUUGGAUGCUGCCAAUAAACUUUGGGGAUGGGGUAGUAAUCAUGAAGGACAAUUAGGUAAAAUUCCAGAAGAAGAUUUGGCCAAGACAUUAUUAGAUGGUAAAAUGGUCAUGAUUAAAUCAACUAAUAAAGUAAUUAAAAUCCAACAUGGUACUGUAAAUAAGUUGGACUCUCCAAUUGAAAUAUUAUUACCACAAUUAAGAUUUUCAUUUUCCAACAUCAAAGAUAUACUUUCGAUUCGGGUUAAACGUUGUAUUAAUUUUCCCGGAAUACCUUCAUUUGAGUGUGUUCUUGAAAAUCUGAAUAGUGUAUCCAGUUUAUAUGGUAUAGAUUAUUUGUUACAUUAUGCAAUAGAGUGGUUUUAUCCUUAUUAUAAUAUUUCUUCUGUCGUGUCWAUGUGUCUUGAAGUUAAAAACCAUCAAGCAAUUAGCAAAAUUCGAUUGAUAAAUGAUGAACCUUCUAGUGCAUUGUUUCAUCAAUUAGAAGCAUUUGUAGAAACAAGAGACUAUGGAGAAAUGUUUGGGUUUAACGUAGAAGGUGGUCAUGAAGAAAGGGCUCCAACUCCUCUUACGCCAUCGGAGGGUUUCACUAUUAACCUUGAAGAAGGAGAGCUAUUAACUUCUCUACCAGAAUCUUUUGCAUUGCGUAUGGCUACUGAAGAAACCAUUGUAAAAGAAUGGCCUGGAAUUAAUAAACUCUCUCAGAUGUUUGAUUAUUAUUUCAAAUUCCUACUAAAAGAUAAUUUGGUUUYAUUUUUACAUGAAUAUCUUACAUAUUGGUUGGCCAAGUCUUUUCCAGUUGAUGCAUUAGAACAAUUGUUAAUGGAUCGAUGGGAUCAA